Messenger RNA from Danio rerio (zebrafish), 1872 nucleotides. RefSeq names its product tRNA methyltransferase 61A (gene trmt61a). Lineage: Eukaryota; Metazoa; Chordata; Actinopteri; Cypriniformes; Danionidae. The record is from RefSeq and is marked provisional. Gene Ontology annotation, molecular function: tRNA (adenine(58)-N1)-methyltransferase activity. Gene Ontology annotation, biological process: RNA processing; tRNA methylation. Gene Ontology annotation, cellular component: tRNA (m1A) methyltransferase complex; nucleus.
AGCAAACUAGCUGCACACACGUGCUACGUCGUUCUGCUCCUUCACAAACAAAACAGUCUUACUAAAGUAACUUAACGUUUAAUCAUCUAAGGAUCAUCAAUUGUCACUAAAGCUGUACCUCAUGAGUUUUGUGGAGUACUCUGAGCUUAUCCAAGAAGGGGAUGUUGUCAUUAUCUUCAUGGGGCAUGAUUCCAUGAUGCCAAUAAAAGUUCAGUCAGGAGCUCAGACUCAAACUCGCUACGGGGUCAUCAGGCACUCCAGCGACCUGAUUGGACAGCGGUUUGGAUCCAAAGUAACUUGUAGUAAGGGUGGUUGGGUUUAUGUGUUGCACCCUACACCAGAGCUGUGGACUAUCAACCUUCCCCACCGAACGCAGAUCCUCUACACGACAGACAUUGCCAAUAUCACACUGAUGCUGGAGCUCAAACCAGGCUCUGUUGUGUGCGAGUCAGGUACAGGCAGCGGCUCUUUGUCUCACUCCAUUUUGCGGACCAUCGCUCCUACCGGCCACCUGCACACUGUGGAGUUCCACAGUCAGCGAGCCGAGAAGGCUAUGCAGGAAUUCAAGGAGCACAAAGUGUCUCAUCUGGUUACUGUCAGAAACCAGGAUGUGUGCAAGGAUGGCUUUGGCAUCACGGGUGUAGCUGACGCUGUCUUUUUAGACAUUCCCUCUCCGUGGGAGGCAAUCUCACAUGCCAAGAAGGCCUUAAAAUACAAGGGAGGUCGUCUCUGCUCAUUCUCACCAUGUAUAGAGCAGGUCCAGAGAACUUGCGAAGCUUUAUUGGACCAUGGUUUUGAGGAGAUCUGCACUCUGGAGGUUCUGCUACGGGUUCAUGAUGUUCGCACUGUCACUCUGCCCUUGCCAGACUUCGGACCAGAGGAGUAUUAUGCCGACAGCACUCAGACGACUUCAGACAUCAGUCAAGAGGAUGUCAACACCUCUGUGAUCUGCAGGACUGCCACACCACCCAGAGAAAUGGCAGGACACACGGGAUACCUCACCUUUUCUUCCAAACCACGUGACCAGAGGUGUGAAUGAAGUUGAUGUUGUAGAGUUUAAGCAAUGCAGGCCUGAGAAAUGUCUUAAAUGCACCUGUACAAUUCCUUGUGCUUGCCUUCAUUUACAUUUAAAAUAUUAGUUGGCUGAUAGAUAAGUUUUUAAUCAACGUAGAAGUUUUUUUUUCCAUUUACUAAAGCUUUUUGCUUUUUUCAACAAUUAUUUCUUUAGUUUAACUAUAAAUCAGAAUAAAAAAACAGUUAGUAGUUUGUAUGUAUUGCUUAAUCUCGUGGUGCUAAUGAACAGACUCUUAACUGUUUGGUAAAAAUAAAUGCACAAAUAUCAGAUUUCUCUGAAAGCAUCAAGACUGUGUACUUGUCUUCAUAACACACAAAAAAUGUUUUAUCUUUAUAUUUCUAUAGUGCUUUUUACAAUGUUAAUUGUGGCAAAGCAACUUAACAUAGAUGAAGUUCUAGUAAGUUGAAACUGCUUCAGUUUGGUUUUUAUCGUUGCAGUUCAGUGUAAUGUACAUAUAACUGUUGAAAGCUGAAACGCUGAACAUUGUAGAACAACUUUGCUGAUGCGCAGCUCCACAUGUCCCUAACACUCCUAAUACUAGGAUGUCAAAUAACGUCAUGCAAGGCUUUGUUUGAUUGUGAGGUUUUUAAUGUGCUCAUUGAUGUGAUAUCAGCAGUUUCUCACCACUAGUGCUCUGAUUUCAAGGCUGUACAGCCUGUUCUGGAUUUGUACAUUCUUGCAUGUGAAAUGUAAGAUACUGUAAAAGAACAAGAUGUGCAAACAUCUGGUAAAUGUUAGAUCUGAAAAUAAGUACUGAGAGCUCCUCUAUUUAUGUGUCCAUAAAAGGCCUUCCCACU